AUGGCGAACGUACGGGCGCUGCAGGAGGCGCUGCAGAAGGAGGUCGAGGAAUUCAAGAAAGUCCAAGAGGACAUCAACAAGAACCACGCGGCCAGGCAGAAGUUUCUAGAGCAGAAGAAUGAGAACGACAUGGUGAAGAAGGAGCUGGGGCUGCUGGAGGACGGCGCGUGCGUGUUCCGGCUCGUGGGCCCGGUGCUCAUCAAGCAGGAGCAGGACGAGGCGAAGAGCAACGUGGACAAGCGGUUGGGGUUCAUCAACGGGGAGCUGGAGCGGCUGGAGAAGGCGUUCAAGGCGUUCGAGAAGAAGCAGGCGGAGAAGGAGAACGCCAUCCGGGCCAUCCAGCAGAAGCUCCAGAAGCAGCAGCAGCAGGCCCAGGCGACGACCGCGCAGGCUUGA
This is a messenger RNA of Pedinophyceae sp. YPF-701, 396 nucleotides long. Lineage: Eukaryota; Viridiplantae; Chlorophyta; Pedinophyceae. The record is from the annotation of a GenBank genome assembly.